Molecule: messenger RNA, 6131 nt
Organism: Diatraea saccharalis (sugarcane borer)
Lineage: Eukaryota; Metazoa; Arthropoda; Insecta; Lepidoptera; Crambidae
Source: the annotation of a GenBank genome assembly
GUCAGUGUUCGGCCGUCACCAGGGGACGCGCUACUGACGACCUAGUUGGUUAGAUACAAAUAAAAAAUAACAAUCUCUUUAAAAAGUACUAUUAACGAGAUUACCGACCUCUUUCAAAAAUCGCCUUUACACGUGAAACGAAGAUGUUUUAUUUUUAAACAGUGUAAAGCGCGGGAAAGUCUAGUCAAGCACAAUUUAUUUUCUUUGGUUAUCAAAAAUGUGUGGUUUGUGUAAUUCCGAUCUAUGAUCUUUAUUACCCAGUGCCUUAAAGUGAAAAUCAAUUAUUUUUACUACAUAAAUGACCGCAAUCGAGCAGAACAGAAAUGUUGUUACAAAGAAGAAGAAUAAAGUUGAUCACACUUAUAAUAUUCUGUGGAACAGCUGAUGUUUGGUGCAGUUUACCGGUAGAUUUGGCGCCUGAAGAAAAAAUUCUACCGCCCACUACUCUUUCGCUGACAUCAACAUCAUCUAUAGCUACAACUGUCAACGUGUCCACGUCCACUUACGCGACAGCUAUCCCCCCUAUACCGCCAAGCAACAGAGACAGAUUCCUCACGUUCGCUGAGUCCGGCCACCAUCAGACCUUCAUGUUUGCCAAGGACAACACUUUUAUACAGCUCGAUGGUGACAUAAUACAGAGAUUCCAACUCAGGUUAUGUAGAGAGAUCUCUUUUAAGUUUCGUACGCGACUACCUCAUGGUUUACUCGUGUACCACAAUGUUAAGAAUCCUGUAUUCAAAAUGCAACCUUAUGCACUCUACGUGAUCGUUGAAAAAGGAGAACUCAAAGUGGUACACGUGUUCGGUAAACAUCUGACUUCGGUGACCGUUGGCCGAGCACUGAACAGAGACCAGUGGCACAGUGUGGUAGUCACCAUCGAUGUUCAUGGCGCUAGGCUCAUAGCUAAAGUGGACCAGCUAAAGGAGGAAGUGUAUUUAAAGGGUCUAAGCUUUGAUACGAACUACGGCAUCACAGAUAAUUUAACAUCGGUUAUAUUGAUCGGAGGUUUAAGUUCUGAAGAGAAACUUCAUGGUGUGAAAUAUAUAAUAGAAUCCUUCGUCGGAUGCAUCAGCGAUAUGGUGCUUAGUUCUGGGAAAGCUGCCUCUGAUCUCCUGCCGAUUGUACCUCUAAUCGCUACCAAACACGAGAACGUCAAAGAGGGCUGCAUAGACAAAUGUAUGACGACGGAAAACUUAUGUUUCGAAGGUUCUAGAUGCAUAAAUGAAUAUAACGGAUACAGAUGUGAUUGCUUCGGUACAUUGUAUGAAGAACAACUAUGUGACGUUUAUACGGCAACAGUCCUCACUCUUCGUGGAUCCAGCUACGUGUCUUAUAGAGUUUACGAUUGGAAAGAUCGUGUUCACUCCACGAAUACAAGAGUGAGCCUACAUUUUAAGACUCGAUUUGAUGAUUCAGCUCUGUUUUACGCUAGCGGUCAAAUAGACGACAAACAUCAUUAUAUAGCAUUAUCAAUACACCAAGAAAGAUUGGCAAUACAGAUCGAUCUUGGUGAUGGGCCAGUUGAAGAUUACAUAGGGGAGAAAGUCAAUAACAAUCACUGGCAUAACAUAACAGUUAUAUUGCAAGAAAAUAUCGUUUUCGUUUAUUUGGAUGACGUAACGAAAACUUACGAAGUAUCGGGGCACUCGAGAUACGUAUGCAUAGACCCAGAGAUAUAUAUAUGCGGUGGGCCAGAUUUGCAUAAAAUGAAAGGGCUGAAAUCAUUCAAUAAUUUCGCUGGCAACUUAAAAUACGUUUACUACAACGACGUAUCUAUACUAUACGAAUUGAAACAGAACAACACAAAAGUACAUUACAUUGGCGUAUUGGAUCCGGAAUUCGAAGAGAUUGAUAUAGAACUGAUACCGAUCACUUAUCCUUUCGCGACUUCCCAUAUAUGGUGGCCGCUGAAUCAGACCAACAGUAUUAAUCUGAUAUUCGACUUUAAGACUAGUAAGAACAUGGCGGUUUUAGCUUACAGUCAGAUAACGUCUGGGCAAGGUUAUUGGGAGGUAAGGAUGGUAAAAGAGGAGAUCCGCUUCGAACUUGUCCCAGAUGUGGGAAAGAACGUUACUGUAUUAAAAUCAGUUAAAUUCAACGUGAGCAACGACUGGCAUAACGUUGAGUUAGAUUAUAGAAAAGGCAGGAUCAAGCUUACUGUGGAUCAUCUCAACAAACACGCACAAAUGUUCGGUCUCGACUUCCAAUUGCAAGACAAAAUUGUAAUCGGCAGCGGUCUCAAAUCUGCUAAUCUUGGUUUGAUUGGGUGCAUGAGGAACAUCAAAAUCAAUGGUCUUCUUAUAGAGCCGAGAUUCGUCAUUAAUACUGAGAGAGUGGUCGGCGAAGUGGCCAUCGACGACUGUCGGUACGUAGACCCGUGUACACGACCCAACACAUGUGAACACGGAGGCGUCUGCUCUAUACGAGAGGAUCGCGUCAUCUGCAACUGUGAUAAUACUGGGUAUAUAGGCGAGAAUUGUCACUUCGCCACUUUCAGAAAGACGUGUGAAGAAUUAGCUUUGCUCGGAUACACAAGAAAUGAUGUUUACCUUAUAGACAUUGAUGGUAACGGUAGAUUCCCACCAGCACAUGUUAAAUGUGAAUUCCAAAUAGAAGCUGAUUCGUCUACCACAGUUGUAGAACACAAUUUACCCAGCCAAGUGGACGUCCGAUCAGCAUCAGGUCAAGACUUCAGUUUCAAAAUCAAAUAUAGGGAAUUCACAGCUGAAAUGUUACAAGAGCUCAUUUCCCAUUCGCUGUUCUGUCGGCAGUACAUAAAAUACGACUGCAACAUGGCGCCUUUAGAACUGCACAGCGCAACAUGGUUUAUAUCCUCCUCGAACGAUACCAUUGACUUCCUUGGCAACGUUAAGAGAGGGUAUUGUCCCUGCGGAGUGAACGCAACCUGCGUAAAUCCCACGCAAUCUUGCAACUGCGAUGCCAACGAAAACAAAUGGCAUUCCGACGAAGGAGUCUACGUAGACCCCAAGAGUUUGGGUAUCACUGAAAUGUUCUUCUUACAGCAAAAAGACUUAACCGAAGAAGCUCAGGGACGGAUCACGUUAGGGCCUCUUGAGUGUGUCGAAACUAAUACUCAACGCUACGUAGUCACGUUUACGACAUCCCAGUCAUACAUAGAAGUGCCGGGAUGGCGGAAAGGUGAUAUAGCAUUUAGUUUCAGAACAACAGGCACCAGUGCUAUAUUACUGUUCCAACCACCUAUCAGACCCAAUUAUCCGUCCUUUAUGGUGGCUUUAACUAGUGAACACGAACUAACAUUCAAUUUCACCCUCAACACUGGUACUACAAGAAAAUUAGUCAUAAACUCCAAAAGGAAACUAAACGGCGGUGAAUGGCAUAAGAUUUGGAUAGAUUAUAACUUCUACCACGUGCGAUUCAUGCUCAAUACGGAAUAUCAAAUGCUGAAUUUACUAUUAGAAGAAGAAUUUGGACCUUUUGAAGGAUCUAUGUUUAUUGGAGGAGCAACGGCAGAACAUCUCAAAAAGUCUGCAGUACACCAAGGCCUUAUUGGCUGCUUCAGAGGUCUAGUAGUGAAUGGAGAAAUACUCGACAUCUACAGUUACAUGUCAGUCCACUUGUCAGAGAUCAUUAAGGACUGCAAGCCAUCUUGUGUUCCUAAUCCCUGUCAGAACAAGGCCACUUGUAAAGAGCUAUGGUCCAGCUACGAAUGUAUAUGUAAAAAUCCUUGGGCCCAUCUUGGAAUACAUUGCGAAGAAAACAUUAACAGAAAAGCUUUAACUUUUCAAACCAAAGAAGCAUAUUUAAAGAAAAAUUACUUAGUAGACAAUGCAACAGAUGCUGAAAAGCAAAGACUGAAGAAAAUGAUGACUGAAAAUGUACUGAUGAAUCUAAGGACAUACGACGAUAAUUCACUAGUCCUAUAUGCUAACGAUAAUCUUAAUAAUUUUAUACAUAUCUUCAUUCACAAUGGCACUGAAAUCUUAUAUCUGUUCAACCAUGAAGAUGAAAUAGUACAAAUGAAUGUUACAUAUGAAAAGAUAAAUAAAGGAGAGAGUGUACAAAUAGCCAUUAUAAGGACAGAAAAUACUACUACACUACACGUAAAUGAUAAAAAUACAACAAUUGAAAAAGUGGCAAAGCUUUUGACAAAUUACACUAACAAGCCGUGGAUAAAUCCUGACUUAGAGGUUAUUCUUCCACAAAGACCACCGGCUCCACCUACAGACUACUUCCAAAUGAAUCUUGGAGGUUUUGAUCAAUUCUCUCUACACUUAGCUCCAAGAGCUAACAUAUUACCACAGGGUGGAUACGUAGGCUGCGUUAGAGGUUUCAAAAUAGCUGACCAUGUUGUAGAUCUAUCUAGAAAGGCACAAGAUGAGAUAGAUCAAGACUUAACCGGCAUUCUACCAGAGUGCAAUAUGAAGUGCGAUUCUGAGCCAUGUAAAAAUGGCGGUAUAUGCACCGAGGACUUCACCAAUCAGGAGAGUAGUUGCGACUGCGAACUAACGAGCUAUUUCGGAGAGUAUUGCAUGGAGGAAAAAGGUGCCGAUUUCAAUGGAGAAAGUAUCCUCCAGCGAAAAUUUGUCUUCACUGGCGAUAUCACUAGGGUUAAAAUAAAACUGGCCUUUUCAAGCAACGAUUUGCGACAAAAGAAUACUGUACUGCUAUUAGUACAGACUGAGAAUAAGCGAAGAUAUUACUUGCUAGUAGCUAUAACGCAAGAUGGAUAUCUUAAAUUCGAAGAAGAUCGAGAAUAUUCAGCAUAUGGUGCUGAAUUUAAAAACAGAAAUUUUCUCAAUGGUGCUCGUCAUACAGUUUAUUAUACUAGAAUAGGACAAGAAGCGAAACUUUUAAUAGAUAGAAUAGAGGUGCCGCUGGAGAAACUUUCGCCUCAAGGUUUAUGGGAAAUGUUCGAUACAGGAUCAAAUGAAGUGCAGAUAGGUGGCUUGAAUACUACAGAUCCUAGGCUAAAAAUUUACAAAGGUUAUAAUGGGUGUCUCUCCAAUAUCUUCGUAGAAAUAAACGAGUACAUAAUGAAACCUCUAGAAGAGUACAUGCUCUUCACUCGCUCUGACUCUGAGAAAGUGAAUGCAGUAAAUGCACAAGGAGUCAGAAGUGCCCAGUGCUCCACUGAUUUUGAUGAAGCUUGGCCUGAACACGAUCAAUUGGGAUCGACGCACAAUGGCAGUUUCCUUAUUAGCGUGGACAAGACAUGGGUGGAGGAUCCCCCGUCUAGAACACCCUACGACUCCUUAUAUCAACAGCCUGACACGGAAGAGGAGAACACAGACAAAUUUUUUAUAGCGUUAAUAGUUAUAUUUCUACUUGGACUCUGUUAUUGUGGUUAUCAUAUGUGGCGAACACACAAAGCUCACAAAAUACGUCUAGAGAAAGAAACCGAUGAAAAUAUCAUGAGGAAUAAAGAAAAAGCCGUUAAGUUACAAGAACCUAGUGUAUCAUUUCUACAGAUGAAAGACGAUAUUGAAGCUAAUAAAGACGGUGAUAAAAAAUCCAAUGGUGUCACAAUAGAAGAAAUACCCAAGGUGAUAAUUGAAGUAUCCAACGGAGAGAAGCCGGUGAUCAGAAGAGAUAAAGAUGUUGCUUGGGAGACUCUAGAAGAAAAAGAUGAAACAAUAGAAAAUGAAGAAGAAGAGAACAACAACGAGAAGAAUGACGGAGACGAUGAUGACGGUGAUGAUGGAUAUAAUGAAGACGAUAGUAGGGAUGAAGAAGAUGACAAUGAGGAUGAUGAAGACAGAAAUGCACUAACACAAUCAGAAAUAUUCAAGAUGGUAAUUUUUUGAAAGUCACUUUCUUUAUAUUUUUAAAUAUAACGUGUAAUAUACACGUUAGUCUACCACAAUAUGUCUUUCUACGGUUGAUUUAAGGCUCUACCAUCAAUGUAAUAAGAUUUAAAAUUAAAUGACGAUUCUUGGCAGUUUUGUAUAAUCUGACGUGCUGUUGACUGUACAAUCAUCAGCACAUCAAAGUAGAGGUCAAUUAAUGAAAGAAUUUCAUUUUCACUAUCCAUUCAAAAACCGCAUAAGAUUUUAAGAGAGUCCAAUGUUGGUCCGCCUACAUUAACAACGCCUUUACCUUACAAGAUUGACGAAGACGGAUCUAAUGAAUUGUUACCUUUAACUGCAUAA